AUGUCUGACUCCGAGUGUCACCUCUCCCUGCAGUCGUUGACGCCUGUGGACCUCAAGCAGCUGUCAAGACAGCAGAAAAUCACGCUGGUGCAGAACUACCGCGCUAGCGGUGCACGCAAUGCCAACAAGAUGCUCUUCUUAGCCACAGAUCUGCUGGCUGGCGGGUCGAGUGGGCUGUCGUCGAGCGAGUUGUAUGAUGUGUACGAGCAGGUGCUUAUUGCCUCCCUUGAAUGCGGUCGUAUUGAAAACGCCACCAUGUACCUGAACUUGCUAGAGAGCCGUUUCGGCAAGAAGUCUGUUCGCGUCAGUCACCUGCGCGGCCUGUGCCUGGAGGCGCAAGGCAAGAUCCCGGAGGCGAAGAAGUUGUACGAGCAGGUGCUGAAGGAUAUGCCAACGAACGACUUCUGUGUGAAACGUCUGAGCGCCAUCUACAAGAGCAAUGGCCACUAUGAGGAGGCCAUCCGUGUCCUCGAGAAGGACCUAGUUUACACGGAUGAGGAUGACAAACAGCACACGUACUUAGAGGUGCACUGCGGUGACGCCUUGUCGACCUAUCGCGAACUAAGCAACCUGCACUACCUCCUCGGCAACAUCGAGAAGGCCAUCUACUACGCGGAGGAGUGUCUUCUGCUCGACACCGAGUCCUAUUUUGCCCAUGUGCGCCUUGGCGAGCUCUACUACAUGAAGCGGGAUCUCCCGCGCUGUGCUAUCGAGUACUCGCAGUCGCUUCUGUUCAACUCACAGCAAAACAACUCGCGUGCGGCCUACGGCUUGUGGCAAGUAACCAACGAGAUGCUGCGUCAGCAUCAUUCCGGAGUCAAAAGGAUUGAGGAGGAGGCAGUGCUGACGCAGACGCAGGACCUGCGUACGUACGCGGCCGAGACGCUGCGCCGCAUGUACGCUGGUACUCCUAUGCUGUCGGCCUUAGACGCCUACCUGCAGCGAGAGGCCUAG
This is a messenger RNA of Leishmania braziliensis MHOM/BR/75/M2904, 954 nucleotides long. RefSeq lists its product as hypothetical. Lineage: Eukaryota; Euglenozoa; Kinetoplastea; Trypanosomatida; Trypanosomatidae. The record is from RefSeq and is a predicted model, not a curated record. The coding region runs from base 1 to 954 and encodes 317 amino acids. The transcript has a single exon. Gene Ontology annotation, molecular function: protein binding. Gene Ontology annotation, cellular component: EMC complex. Gene Ontology annotation, biological process: protein folding in endoplasmic reticulum.